Molecule: messenger RNA, 741 nt
Organism: Bipolaris oryzae ATCC 44560
Lineage: Eukaryota; Fungi; Ascomycota; Dothideomycetes; Pleosporales; Pleosporaceae
Exons: 1
Coding region: 1-741 (246 amino acids)
Source: RefSeq, a predicted model, not a curated record
AUGGCUUCUUUGAACGAACUGUCUUGCUCACGUGGAUUAGAUAACUACCCAGACCCGUCGUGUGCAGUGUAUCCAAACGCCGCGACGAAUCCUUCUGGUGUGAAGGUUAUAAACCACCACUCCAAAAACGAAGCUAAACCCAAAAAUGAAGUCACCCCUGCCUUCAAGCGUAGUAUGAACUUCUUCUGCGAAGCGGAUGGAACCUACAGAAUGCCUAAUGUGAAACCGCUUUGGCCCGACCCGUUGACUUGGCCGCCUCCGACACAACAACACCCGGAAAAGUGGUCAUUUUCCAGCACAAAAUGCUCGACAGUAUGGCCUGACCUUUCAUCCUCUCCGCCCGCGCCACAAGGCCCUAUUGAACCACCAACUUCUAAAUAUCGACUGAGAAACCAAGAAAAGGAAGAACCGUACGAGAAACUCGGCAGCGCCGCGUUGCUAGAAGGCAGCAUACCCUACUUUGGCACUGGAUACCGAGAACACGGUCGCGAAAUCGACACCAAUGCCAUAUGUCGCUUCUUCGAUAAAAAUCGCAUGAGGAGACGACAAAGUGCGAAAGAAGACACACCAACAAUUUUCUCUUCCGUCUUACCACCGUCCACUCGGCAAGUCGCCGCUCCAUCCCGCCAACCCGAUCCACCACUCGGGGUCUGUGCAUAUCCUGCACCACCACAACCUGUGACACCAUCCGCUCCAAGAUACGAAACCUACAGCCACGCACUCGCCAGCCGUCCCUCCUAA